Messenger RNA from Pocillopora damicornis (cauliflower coral), 973 nucleotides. RefSeq lists its product as uncharacterized. NCBI's taxonomy places the organism in Eukaryota, Metazoa, Cnidaria, Anthozoa, Scleractinia, Pocilloporidae. The record is from RefSeq and is a predicted model, not a curated record. Gene Ontology annotation, molecular function: oligosaccharide binding.
ACACAGCAGGCGGUAGCAUUUUAACUGCUGCAGCGUUUUCUUCGUGAUAUACUUGUCUUUCUAAAUAAUGUCGCAGCGGAGUUGGAAUCAGAAACCGAACUUAUAACAACAGAAAAGGUUACAAUUGUGUGACAUCGAAAAGUUCAAAAUGAAUGACACGCUGGCUGUGAACAGUGGCAAAGAGAAUGGUCGUGGUCCAUUAAGGAUUGAUCUUCCUUCCAAGGCAGAAGGCCUCGUAUGGUGCUGUCUUUUUGCGAUACUAUCUGUCUUAAUCGUCGUAGAAAACUUUCUCACCAUUUUCCUCUUUGCAGCCAACAAGAAACUCCGCAAGAAAAGCUUGUUUCUUGUUCUCAAUAUGGCGUUGGCUGAUCUGAUCUUUGGAACUUUAGCUCUUCCGCUAUAUAUUUACCUUGGCUUUGGAAGACCGGAGUAUUACCGAAUCUGGACUCAAAAUGUAAACACGUAUUUGAACUUGUUCUUAGACAUCACCUCGAAAGUCGCAUUAGUGGCUUCGUUAAUUUCCGUGGCCUUCAUUUCUUGUGAGAGGUUUUACGCCAUAUCACAGCCCUUUAAUCACCGAAAACUAACAGUACAAAAUUACUGUGUUAUGAUCUUUACAGUUUGGAUGUUAGCCUUGCCUUUCUCCAGCUUGGUGUUCUUGAUUCCCGGCCAAGAAUGCACUUACGUAGGAAUGCCAUUCGCAGUUAUCCUGCUGUUUACCAUUUGCGGUUGUAACAUCGCAGUUUGGAGAAAGCUUAAACAGGGAAGCGUCUCAUCACAACAGCAGAAUAGAACCUCGCGAAAUGAACGCGUAACAAGAACUUUGCUGUUCGUUUCUACCCUUGCCUUGUUUUGUUGGCUUCCUUUUGUUAUUUCGAAUGGUUUAUUAUACUUGAGAAAUGGUUGAUACAUUUUCCAGUAAAUCCCAGUGUAACACUUUUAGUAUUUGUCAAAUAAAUCAACGUAGAAAAUA